AUGGAUGAAGCAGGCAUCAUGGAAGGACUUGGGGAGAAUGGCCUGGUCGUUGGCAGUGCUGAAAAACGAUCUGUACAAAAGAAGACGCCUGGUUCUCGGGUCUGGACGUCGUUCAUCGAGUGCGUGUCCGCUGCCGGCACCUUCCUCCCUCCACUCGUCAUUUUCAAGGGCAAAUCGGUCCAGCAACAGUGGUUCCCAGAAGAUCUCAGUACUUUUAGUGACUGGCAAUUCACUGCGACAAAGAACGGCUGGACUUCGGACCAAACUGCGGUGGAGUGGCUCGGAAAAGGGUUCAUUUCAAAAAACCAGCCACCCGACCCCUCGGGGCGAAGACUGCUAGUAUUUGACGGCCACGGAAGUCACGAGACGGGUGACUUCAUGUAUCUAUGCUACCAGCAUCAGAUUCACCUUCUUUCUUACCUCCCCAUACCUCUCAUGUCGGAUUUCUCAGCCUCCUGA
This is a messenger RNA of Hirsutella rhossiliensis, 459 nucleotides long. RefSeq names its product DDE superfamily endonuclease domain-containing protein. The coding region runs from base 1 to 459 and encodes 152 amino acids. The record is from RefSeq and is a predicted model, not a curated record. The transcript has 2 exons. Gene Ontology annotation, molecular function: nucleic acid binding. Lineage: Eukaryota; Fungi; Ascomycota; Sordariomycetes; Hypocreales; Ophiocordycipitaceae.